Molecule: messenger RNA, 891 nt
Organism: Helobdella robusta
Lineage: Eukaryota; Metazoa; Annelida; Clitellata; Rhynchobdellida; Glossiphoniidae
Exons: 9
Molecular function (GO): zinc ion binding; carbonate dehydratase activity
Source: RefSeq, a predicted model, not a curated record
ACAUGGUCUGAAUGGUGGACGUACGAGGGGAUAUCUGGGCCACAGUAUUGGAGUUUGGUGAACAAUGAUUGGCUGUUGUGUGCUAAGGGUAAGAGACAAUCACCAAUCAACAUCGACCCUAGAGAACUACUCUACGAUCCAAACCUUGAUAAAGUUAAAGUUGAUAAUCACACGAUGAAUGGCUUUCUGAUGAACACGGGGCAACAUUUGAAGUUCCAAGUGGCCACGAACGUUUCACCCCCGAUGAACUGGGUGAACAUAAGUGGCGGACCAUUAGCAUACAAGUACAUGAUCACAGACGUUUAUUUCCAUUUUGGUUCCACUAACAACCAAGGCUCCGACCAUGCCGUAGACAACAUCACAUUCCCACUGGAGAUCCAGAUAAUGGGAUACAACACGGAUCUUUAUGGUAACGUGUCACACGCUCUUGAGUCAACCAAUGGCAUUGCAAUCAUUAGUCUACUGGGACAGAUAGAUAAGAGGUCGAACACAGAACUGGACACGUUGCUGAAAAAAGUGGAACUUAUCAAAGAACAAGGUGAGUGUAUUAACGUGGAGAACAUAAGCAUACACGGAUUACUCCCAAACACGGAAAAUUACGUCACUUACGAGGGAUCGAUCCCAUUUCCUGGGUGCCAGGAAACAGUGACGUGGAUGAUUUUCAACAAGCCGGUAUACGUCAAUGAAGAAUCCUUGAAAAUACUGCGAGAGAUGAUUCGGGAAGAUAGCAUUAAUCGCACCAGCGUCGCCAACAACUUCAGACCCCUUCAAAUGACCCACUCGAGACCAGUCAGGACCAACAUCAACUUCAGCGUUAGUUACUUUGCACUGUCGAUUUGCAUUGUGUUUGGUGUAUUGUUUGGAGGUGUUUUUCUCAUCUACGUUGUGUGA